AUGAACGCUGGCAACGAUAUCGACCCAGAGGAAGAACAAACAAAGACGAUAAAUGAAGAGUACAAAACUUGGAAGAAGCACGCACCUUUGCUAUACGAUCUCGUAGUCUCACACACUCUCGAGUGGCCUACAUUAACAACCCAGUGGUUUCCUGAUGCUGAAACUUCACCAGAUAAAGACUACACGACCCAUAGACUUUUAAUGGGUACAAAUACAUCAAAUUUAGAACAAAAUAUGUUACAUAUCGCUCAAAUAAAGCUACCAAAGCAGUCAGACGACGUUGAUCCAGCAAAGUAUGAAGACGAGAAGGGUGAAAUUGGCAGUCAUAGCGCGACUAACAAAGUAGAAAUAAUACAAUCUAUCAAUCACGAUGGUGAGGUUAACAGGGCGCGCUAUAAUCCAUACAACCCAGACUUGAUCGCUACACGUACAGUUAUGGGUCCAAUUUACAUCUUUGAUCGCACAAGACAUGAGUUAAAGCCAAAAGCUGAUGGUACUUGUAACCCUCAGAUAGUUCUACGCGGUCAUGAAGGUGAAGGAUACGGUAUGGAAUGGUCACCUCUUAAAGAGAAUCACAUCAUUUCCGCAUCUACUGAUACCACCGUCCGUCAUUGGGAUAUAUCAAACUACCAAUCAACAAACAAUAUCUUAGAUCCUAUCAAUACAUACCGCGGCCACACUGCUGCUGUUGAAGAUAUCUCUUGGCACGCAUCACACGAGAACAUAUUUGCAUCCGUAUCCGAUGAUCAACAUCUCUUCACGUGGCAACCUAGAUGGGACACUCGUGAUGCUACCCAGCCACACCAGAGAGUAAAAGCACACGACGCAGACGUCAACUGUGUUGCGUUCUCGCCAUCCCAACCAUUCCUUUGCAUUACUGGAUCAGCAGAUAAGACUAUUGGUUUAUGGGAUCUCAGAAAUCUUAAAAAGCGUCUUCAUUCUAUUGAAGGUCACAGUGAGGAUGUAAUGAACUUGGAGUGGUCGCCGCACGCAGAGACUGUCUUUGCAUCUGCCAGUAACGAUAAAAGGGUUUGUUUGUGGGAUAUCAGCCGUAUUGGUGAAGAACAAACACCUGAAGAUGCUGAAGAUGGUCCACCUGAGCUUAUGUUCAUGCACGGCGGUCACACGAAUGCGAUUACUGAUAUCAGCUGGUCCAAGACCCUACCAUUCACAAUGAUGAGCGCUAGUGAAGACAACGUCGUCCAACUCUGGUCGCCAUCCUCACAUCUAUACGCUGCAGAAGAAGCGCCAAUCGAUGUCGAUGAAUUGGAGUAA
This is a messenger RNA of Wallemia mellicola CBS 633.66, 1275 nucleotides long. Its product is annotated as putative histone-binding protein rbbD. The transcript has 9 exons. Gene Ontology annotation, molecular function: histone binding. Bases 1 to 1275 code for a protein of 424 amino acids. Gene Ontology annotation, biological process: regulation of gene expression. Lineage: Eukaryota; Fungi; Basidiomycota; Wallemiomycetes; Wallemiales; Wallemiaceae. The record is from RefSeq and is a predicted model, not a curated record. Gene Ontology annotation, cellular component: Rpd3L complex; Rpd3L-Expanded complex; nucleus.